This is a messenger RNA of Ipomoea nil (Japanese morning glory), 432 nucleotides long. Its product is annotated as DELLA protein GAI-like. Lineage: Eukaryota; Viridiplantae; Streptophyta; Magnoliopsida; Solanales; Convolvulaceae. The record is from RefSeq and is a predicted model, not a curated record. Bases 1 to 432 code for a protein of 143 amino acids. The transcript is spliced from 2 exons.
AUGCUCUCCGAGCUUAACGCCUCCUCUUCGUCCCCCAAUUUCGAUGUGCUUUCCCAGCAGUCUUCCUGCAGCGCCGUCGUCGUCGAUGAGAUGAUGCUCACCGGCGAAUCUCCCAAAUUAUCUGCUUUUCCAGCAAUAAGCACAACUGAAAUGGGGAAAGAACCAUCGUCUUCGGAUUCUUAUAAAAGACAUAAAUCCUCAGCCAGAUCUGAUUUUAGCGGUGGAGAAUUGCUGGCGGAGAUUGGCGACGGAGCGGUGGCUACAGAGACUCCUCGAUCGGUGAUGGUAGUCGAUUCUCAAGAAGCUGGCGUUAGGCUUGUCCAUGCGCUGAUGGCUUGCACCGAGGCCGUCCAGCAGGAAAACUUCAAGCUAGCCGACGACCUAGACAAACACAUCGGAUUCCGACUUGGGACACGGCGGAUAAGGGCCUGA